Pipistrellus kuhlii (Kuhl's pipistrelle) is the source of this 1253-nucleotide messenger RNA. It is a transcript of the gene EDN2, whose product is annotated as endothelin 2. The transcript has 5 exons. Gene Ontology annotation, biological process: intracellular calcium ion homeostasis; regulation of systemic arterial blood pressure by endothelin; regulation of vasoconstriction. Gene Ontology annotation, molecular function: hormone activity; endothelin B receptor binding. Lineage: Eukaryota; Metazoa; Chordata; Mammalia; Chiroptera; Vespertilionidae. Bases 18 to 647 code for a protein of 209 amino acids. Gene Ontology annotation, cellular component: extracellular region. The record is from RefSeq and is a predicted model, not a curated record.
GCCAGGGCACGGAGGCAAUGAGCUAUCGGCUUGGCUCCGCUUGGCAGCAGGACGCAGGCAACAGGCUCACUCCCUGCUCCCUGCUCCAGUCCAGCCUGCGCUCCGCUGCUAUGGUUGCCAUGCCCACUGCCUGGUGCUCCGUCGCUCUGGCCCUGCUCGUGGCCCUGCACGAAGGCAAGGGCCAGGCCGCUGCCACCCAGGAGCAGCCGGUGCACCCGCGCCAUGCCCGAGGCGCCCACCUGCGGCCUCGGCGUUGCUCCUGCAGCUCCUGGCUCGACAAGGAGUGCGUCUACUUCUGCCACCUGGACAUCAUCUGGGUGAACACUCCCGGACAGACAGUUCCUUACGGCCUGGGAAACCCGCCAAAACGCCGGCGCCGCUCUCUGCCAGGGCGCUGUGAAUGCUCCAGUGCCAGAGACCCUGCCUGUGCCACCUUCUGCCAUCGAAGGCCCUGGCCUGAAGCCGUGGCAAACCCAGGCCUCGGGUCCCCUGCAGACGUGUCCCAGGCUGGCAAGACAUGGACCACUGCAGGAGAGCUCCUCCAGCGGCUGAGGGACAUUUCUUCUGCCAAGAUCCGCUUUGCUAGGCGGCAGCGGGAGGCAACGAGGGAGACCAGGCCUACACACGCCAGGCAGCAGAAGAGAUAGUGCUGGGCGCUGGAGAGACUCUGGGAAGGAAGCCCGUGUGGAGAGGGGAGGAGAAGGGCAGCCCAGGACAGGAGAGACUCCACCUGCUUCCUGGACCAGGAAGCCCGCCUGCUGGAUGGGCACACGUUGUGGCCUCCUCGCCCUCGUGAGGGAGCCCCCUCAAGGCAGCUCUGAGCCCUCACACUGCCCCGCAACGCCUUCAGCUCCAGGCUGCAGCGCAGCCUCCCGCUCCGGCUCUGGUCCCACCUCCCUGCUGAAAAGGACUGCCCGGGAGGCCACGUCCUGAGAGGUGUCCUGUCUGUUGGCUACACGCCGGGAGCGACGCACAGUGAUGGACGCGCACACCGAAGCCAGCCCGAUGGCUGGUGUCCUCCCCUCCACCCCGGCCUUCAUCUGUCCCCUCCAGCUCCCCCUCCCUCGGUCCUGUACCCUCAGACCCUCGGGACACUCCUGGUGAGAAGGGCCUGUUCUGCUUCACCUGUCUGUAUAUAACUUAUUUGCUCUAAGAACUUGGAGAAUUCCCAUUAUUUAUUGUAAUGUAUUUUUUUUUUUAGACUUUCAGUCGUUUGCCUAUAAACUUGUGUUUGAAAUAAAUGGUGAAAUGUA